This is a messenger RNA of Periophthalmus magnuspinnatus, 1187 nucleotides long. RefSeq lists its product as uncharacterized. NCBI's taxonomy places the organism in Eukaryota, Metazoa, Chordata, Actinopteri, Gobiiformes, Gobiidae. The transcript is spliced from 5 exons. Bases 37 to 786 code for a protein of 249 amino acids. The record is from RefSeq and is a predicted model, not a curated record.
GCGGCGAGACUUUAUCAGUAGAAGACUCUGAGGCUCAUGGAGGGGCACAUGUGUCUUCUGUUUGUGAUGUCUGGAGUGUCUGUUCUUGGUCCGUGGGUCUCUGGGUCAGUUGUGGAUGUGAUGGUGAAACCCGGAGACAACAUCACUUUGUUGUGCGACUGCACAUGUUCUACUGGAGUCUACACAGUGUGGUACCGCAACUGCUCUCACACAAACCAGCCCACACUGGUCCUGAAUACUUGGAAAGACAGUUUAUACCCAAUGGAUCAAAAUUACAUAUCAAAACUGAUGAACCCACUGCCUGGAUUUAAGUUAGUGAAGGACUCCAGAUCUAAAUGCUACAACCUGCACAUCACUAAUAUCACAGAGAACGAUGGAGGAUCAUACUAUUGUGGAACUGAGGACAGACAAGUUUUGUAUGACAAUAAAACUGGAAUCAAACGUGAAUUUGUGUACAACUAUGGAAGCACCACAACAAGAAUACUAUUCAAGCUCAGUGAACCUCUGAAGCCCGAGUGUGGACAGUGCUGGAUUCUGCUGUUUUCUGUGUGUCCAGCCCUGAGCCUUCUGUCCAUUGUGCUGCUCGUGUUUGUGAUUUAUUCAGAAUGUUUUAAACAAGACGUGAAAAGAGCAGAGACCAGAGUUCAGAUGAGCCAGAGCGAGGAUGGAGAUGUGUGUUACGCCGCUUUAGAAAUCCGCCAAACAUCACAAAGACCAAAGAGAAAGAAAAACACCCCUGACUCUGAUUUCUGCACAUAUUCUGCCAUCAAAACCUCUCAAGAAUGAAAUGCAAAGAAUUAUUGAAAAAUAGAUUUUAGGUUAAGGUGCACUUCAUUGUUCCUGUAAAGAAUUUUUUCCUCUGCAUUUGACCCAUCCUUCAAUGCCUCAGGAGCGGUGGGUGCACAGUGCCUUGGGACCCAGCUCUGUGAUCUUGUUGCUGGGUUUGGUCGGGACUAACUUUGCUGUAGGAUUUGACUCAUGGUGCAUGUUUGAUGGGGGAAACCGGAGUACCUGGGGGAAAACCCACUCAGACACAGGGAGAACGUGCAAACUCAGCACAAAAAGACCCAUGCAACCCAAGGAUCGAAACUGGUACCUUCUUGCUGUGAGGCGUGAGUGUUAGCCUCUCACCUACUGUGCCACAUGUCAUGUCUUUUUUAUGUCAGGUCUUUUCAAACUUUACAUUU